This is a messenger RNA of Otolemur garnettii (small-eared galago), 3238 nucleotides long. It is a transcript of the gene LRRC66, whose product is annotated as leucine rich repeat containing 66. Gene Ontology annotation, molecular function: protein binding. The record is from RefSeq and is a predicted model, not a curated record. Lineage: Eukaryota; Metazoa; Chordata; Mammalia; Primates; Galagidae.
AUGGAAACCCUCUGUUGCGGCGUCAUUACCAUAGUUAUAGGUCUUCAUUGUACUGGAGUGAGGACACAUCCAUCCAGUAGAAGCAGUGUUUUACUCCAUCCUGAGUGCCAGUGGAGCGAGUAUCUUCCGACAAAUUGUUCUUUUACCAGAAAGCAUGAAAUGCCUGUGGACACAUCACAGACAGCAGCCACACUGGAGAUCAGCCUCAAUUUCUUUAGGGUUCUCUUACAGUCUCACAAGAAAAAAGAAUGGAAAAUAAAACACCUGGACCUCAGUAACAAUCUCAUAUCAAAAAUAACCUUAAGCCCUCUGGCGUAUUUACACACCUUGGAAAUGUUAAACCUCAGCAACAACGCCAUCCACUCCAUCUCCCUGCAUCUGCCCAGGCCUAAGUCCUCAUGGAUGAAACGCCACAAAAGCAGCGUGGAAACUGGGCUUCCGUUUCUAAAGGUGCUAAUUCUUCAAAGAAAUAAGCUCAGCGACACUCCUAAGGGACUCUGGAAACUCAAGUCACUGCAGAGUUUGGAUCUGUCGUUCAAUGGGAUAACACAAAUUGGAUUUUCUGAUUUCCAUAAGUGCCUGCAGCUAGAGUCUCUCUAUUUAAAGGGCAACAAGAUAUUCAAACUUCAUCCAGGAGCCUUCAAGGAUCUCAAAAAGUUACAGAUUGUAGACCUCAGCAACAAUGCCCUGACGGCCAUCCCACCGAUGAUGACCAUGGCUCUAGAACUUCCCCAUCUGGAGGUUGACUUGGCUGAUAACCCCUGGCACUGUGACAACAGCAUGGCAGCCUUCCAAAAGGUCAUUUCUGAAUCCUGGAGGGAAAACUGGAAUGUAAUUUGCAAUAAGUCUAUAGGGAACGAGGUGGCAGACCCGGGAGCACCCGGGAGCCCCAUUCCCGGAGAGCCCCGCACCCGCAGGAGCAGCUCGGCCUGGAGCACGGCGGGGACCCCCGGAGGACGCGGGCACCUGCGCGUCCCCACCCCGGGGCAGCAGGCACCGGGCAGCGCCGGCGUCGGGGAGGAGAGGAGCCCGCGGCCUGGACGGCGGCGGAGAGCGCGGGACGCGCCGGGAGAGGAGGGCGCCCGCGGGGACCUGGCCCUGGCCGUCUGCCUGUCGGUGUUCGUCACGUUCCUCGUGGCUUUCUGCCUGGGGGCUUUCGCAAGGCCCUAUGUUGACACACUGUGGCAUCAGAGGUGCCGCCGCAGAGGCCCCGGCUCGGAUCUAGCCUAUUGCAACGCGGGCUUCUCCGACUACAACGCCGCGGCGGGGGCCGCUCCGCUCCCUGAGACCCGCCCAUGCCAGGCUGCCGGCGGCCCGCACCUCUAUGACAGCCCGGCCUGGUCCCCGGGGGCCGCCGCCCUGCCGGGAGGGACGCUGCGAGGACGCGGAGCAGAGCCUGGCAGCUGCCACCCCAGCGGGACCCGCGCCCCGGCGGGAAGCGGUGGUGACAAGGCGCUUCCCGGGGGCGGCGAGGCGGGCUCCCUUCCCCGCCCACACCCCAGCCCCGGCGACGACGGAGCAGCCUUGGCAGCGUGGGGCCACAUCCCCAGGCAUGACAUUCAGGGCGAACCUCCAGCGGGUGUCUCUCCGGUGGCCUGCACACCGCUAACUGUGCCCGACUCCGGUCCUAAUGACAUCGACUUCCACCUCCCACUCUCAACAGCCGUGACAGCUUCUCGCUCGAAAAUGCUAACACAAACGCAAGCACAGAGGACUGGCCAGAGCAGGCGAGGACGGGACACCGAGCAGUCCCCUUGGGAAAGCGCUGCCUGGCACAUGGGACUUUCCAAGAAGACGCAGGCGAGCGCUGUUAGUUUGGGGAGCCCACGGCAGUGGAGCCUCAAGGAGGCCAAGGCCGAGGGAGAGCUCCCAGCCUACCCCAGGGCUCCCACACACAGUGCCCCAGGACACAGGGACCCAUCGGCCUUCCCUCCAAGAUGGGACACCAACCUGGAUGUCACUCCUGCUUAUGAGGAACCAGUACAGAAAUCUGCUCCUUCUGACACCCAGCACGAGUUGGAGAGUGACUGUGACUCUGAUGAAGGCUCAUUGUUCACUCUGAGUUCAGGGAGUUCAGAGGGUGCCACCAACACCGCUGAAGAGGAGGCAGCUGGCCAGGACAGCUGCAGGGCCACUGAGGCCCUACAGGACGAGAGUUCAGGGACAGGCAGGGACAAUGUGACAUCACUAGAAGGUCCUAAGGACAGUGUCACCUUCCAAAAUAUUGUAGGGAAAUACAAGAACCAGGAAGAUCAGUUUGAAAAACCUCUCUCUUCUGGUCCAGACGCUGCUUUGUGCAAGACUCAUCUGGAAAAUGUCCCUAUCAUCAAUGAAUUUGAGGAUCCAUUGCCUUUGCCCCAAGCACUGGGGAACAGCCCUGUAAGGGACGAGACUCUGGACAUGUAUGUUUGUGACUAUGACGAGUUACUUCAGUCCAAGGCAGCAGAAUGGCGUUGCUCACUUAGAGACUUGGAAUUUGCAAAUGUGGACACUGAACCACAGACAGCACCGCCUGCUCCUGACAGUCCGGCAGAUCCUAGUCAGAGCACCUGCUAUGGGAGAAACUCAAACAUUUGUACACAAAAGCCUUUCGUGCAGGGAAUAGACACAGCUCAGAAAGACAUUCCUCCCAAGAUCAUAAGACCUUCACAACAAGAUCCUGAAAGAGAGGAGGUGAAUUCCAAUGAGAUGGAAAUUGAGGCAAAUGACGGCCUUGUCUGUCCACUUGAAGACUGUGAUUCCAGAAAGGUUAUAAACCAAACCCAACUGUUACAAUCCUAUGGUGAUGAACCUGCUGUUCCGUGUGAACAAGGAGAAGGGGAAUAUUUUGAAGAUGGUUCCCAAAACCACGCACUGUUAUUACAAGAACUUCCAAAUAAAACCAGUUCACUAAGACUACAAGGGCACUUCAGGGAUAGAGAUUGGGGUGAAUAUUCAGAGCAGACUCUGUUGCACUUAGAGAAAGAUGAUUCAACUCAUUCUCCAAUGCAGACUCAGAGCAGUCUGGUGGGAGUUGGCUCUCUUUGUGAAGAACAGCUACACUAUGACAAAGACAGGAGCAUUCAACUUGAUAAUCAAAGGGAAUUCAAGUGACACUCUUAGUGCUUGUUGAAGCACUUUAUGGAAAUGCGUAACAGGUUUUGAUGAAUUCUGCACAAACACUAGUACCACUUUUGGAGAUUGGUCAUGAAACUGCAAAAUUGAAAGAAUUCAGAGACAUUCUAAAUAUUUUUAGAGA